Molecule: messenger RNA, 7048 nt
Organism: Plodia interpunctella (Indianmeal moth)
Lineage: Eukaryota; Metazoa; Arthropoda; Insecta; Lepidoptera; Pyralidae
Product: fatty acid synthase-like
Exons: 40
Coding region: 97-6900 (2267 amino acids)
Biological process (GO): fatty acid biosynthetic process
Molecular function (GO): oxidoreductase activity; fatty acid synthase activity
Source: RefSeq, a predicted model, not a curated record
AUAACCUUGUAAAAAAUAGCUAUCCUGUUAUUUCUGUUGCGGUUUCCUGGGUAGGCGAACGCGUACUGUAAGCAAGCAGCAGAACACUACGGAGUCAUGACGCCAGUCCCCCAAGAACCAGUGCAGCAUGAGAGACCGGUCAGGGACCGCGUGGUCAUCUCAGGCAUGUCCGGGCUCUACCCCAACGCCCACAAUGUUGAGGAGUUUGCCGAUAUCCUGUACAACAAGGUGAACCCAGUGUCCGACGACCACAAACGCUGGUCGUAUCAGCAUCCUGAGGCUAGCCAGCAUAUCGGAGCAGUUCCUGACCUCCACCUGUUCGACUCCCAGUUCUUCAAGGUCCACAGGAAGCUCGGCCUAAACAUGGACCCCAUGAGUCGCAAGAUCUUGGAGGAGUCUUACAAAGCUAUUUACGAUGCAGGCUUGAGUCCUGAACAUCUAUCCGGCAAGAAGAUUGGAGUAUACAUUGGAACUUGUUUCUCGGAGACGGAAAAGGCUUGCUUCUACGUCGCAUCAAUUAGGACAGGGUUUGGAAUCCCAGGAUGCAGUAAAACCAUGUUCGCGAACCGUAUCUCUUAUUGGCUAAAUGGGAAGGGACCAUCUCAUGCCAUCGACCAAUCAUGUUGCAGCUCGACGGCUGCUGUAGAAGAGGCGUACAAAUCUAUCAUUAGAGGAGAGUGCGAAGCUGCUAUAGCUGGAGGCUGCAGCUUGUGCCUUCACCCCCAAUCUUCCAUUCAUUAUAGAAAGAUCACAAAAUUAUCCAAUGAUGGCAGAACAAAAUCUUAUGACCAAAACGCUGAAGGAUUUGCUAGAUCCGAUGCAAUAGGGGUCCUGUUUCUUCAAAAAGCUCAAGAUGCGUUAAGAAUUUAUGCAGAAGUGGUCCAUAUAAAAAAUUCGUUUCUUGGUACAAAGGAGGGAACGAUCGGUCCAAAAUUUGGCUUCGAUCGGGACUCUGUCAAGAUGGCUAAUUUUAUUAAGAAGGUUUAUGACGAGUGCCACAUCCCGCCUUCUGUUGUGGAAUACGUAGAAGGAUUCGGAUCAGCUGAUCCAGAUGCCGACAAAAGUGAAUUGGAAGCUUUAGCUGCAGUGUUCAAACGAGACAAGGAAGAUCCUCUGUUGAUUGGCAGUGUGAUGUCAAAUGUGGGCUACACAGAAGCUGGGAGUGGAGUUACGGCUAUUACAAAAGUGCUACUAGGAUACCAUAAAGGCGAGCUGGCAGGGAACUUAAAUUUCGAGACUCCUCGCCAAGAUGUAGAAGCGAUGCGAGAUGGUCGUCUGAAGGUGCUCAGCGACCAUCAUAAAUUCAGGAGGUCCUACGUUGCUAUAAACGGACUGUCCACUAUGGGCGUCAACUCCCACGUUGUGCUGCACGGGAACUAUAAGCCUAAGGAUCUGAAACGUUACAAGUCGAGGAUACCGCGCCUUGUGACAAUGUCAGGGAGAACUGACUCGGCUGUGAGCGAGAUGGUGGCGCAGCUGAAGAGUAAACCCGUCGACCCUGAGCAGUUGGCGCUCCUCCACAACAUACACACCAAAGCUAUCUCCGGACAUUUGGGCAGGGGUUACAUGAUUUUCGACAAUGAAAAAGAUGAAACAGUAUGCCUGUCAGAGAAGGUAGACUAUUACGAUGACGCCAAGCGCCCCCUGGUGUUCGUGUACAGCGGCAUGGGGUCGCAGUGGGCCGGCAUGGGCGCGCAACUUAUGAGGAUACCGAUCUUCUCCGCAGCCAUUGAACGCUGUGACCGAGUGUUGCGGCUCAAGGGCCUCGAUAUCGUCGACAUAAUAACGUCUCCUGAGAAGACCACCUUCAACAAUAUCCUCCAUUCUUUCGUCGGUAUCGCUGCUGUGCAGAUUGGCCUCACUGAUGUCUUGAAGGCUAUUGGACUUGAGCCUGACUUCAUUAUAGGUCACAGUGUGGGUGAACUAGGCUGCGCGUACGCAGAUGGAUGCUUCACCGCAGAGGAGAUGAUUCUGUCUGCUUACAGCCGCGGACUGGUCUCCUUGCAGACGCCGUUCAUUAAAGGUUCUAUGGCAGCUGUUGGCAUCGGCUAUCAGAAGAUCAAAGACAUGUGCCCCCCGGAGAUCGAGGUGGCCUGUCACAACGGUCCUGACUCCUGCACCAUAUCAGGGCCUCAGGACGUGAUGAAGGAGUUCGUUGCAAAAUUGACAGACGAACAAAUUUUCGCCAAGGAAGUCCCAUGUUCAAACAUCGCGUAUCAUUCGCGGUAUAUUGCGGAAGCAGGUCCAGCACUCAGGCAAUAUUUGUCCGAUGUGAUCAAGUCCCCGAAGGCUCGCAGUGAACGUUGGUUGUCGUCUUCAGUUCCCGUAGACAAGUGGGAUCAGCCUUUAGCCAAGAUGUCAUCGGCUGAAUAUCAUACCAAUAAUCUGUUGAGUCCUGUAUUAUUCGAGGAGACCUCCCAACUGCUCCCGAAGAAUGGAGUCAUGGUGGAGAUCGCCCCCCAUGGGCUGCUGCAGGCCAUCCUGAAGAGGUCCAUGCCCGACACCUGCACGCAGAUAUCUAUGACCAGACGCGACAGUCCAGAUAAUGUACUCAAUGUCCUGAACGCUAUUGGAAAGUUAUAUGUCAUUGGCUAUGUACCAAAUGUGAGCAUUCUGUACCCAAAAGUUGAGUUCCCCGUCUCCACGGGUACGCCAUUUUUAUCCAACUUAGUGCAUUGGAUGCAUAGUGAGAAAUGGUCUAUUUCUUUAUACAUGUCACCUCAUAGGAACAAAGUGGCGUCUUGCACGUUUCCCAUCUCCAUUCAUGAUGAUGAUUACAGUUUUCUACGAGGCAAUGUUAUUAGAGGAAAGAUCUUAUAUCCAUAUGCUGCGGCCCUAGUCGCAGUAUGGGACACCCUGGCGAUGACGACGGAGCAGAAGAAGAAGCAAUUCUCAGUACAGUUCAGUGAUGUGCAUCUAUAUGCACAGCCGAUUCUCCACGAUCGAAGAGCGUUUAAGAUCCAAAUCAAUUUGCAUAGAGGAACAGGGAUGUUUGAAGUCCUAGACGGAGAUUGUGUAGUUGCAACAGGGUACAUAGUAGGCAAAAUAGUGCCAGUCAAGAAGAAUGUGGUGAGGCAAAUACCGGAGUACAAAGGGAUAUAUUUGCAGUCUAAAGAAGUUUACCAGCGACUUCAAAAGAGAAACUAUACUUACAGCGGUGAAUUCCAAAGUAUAUCCGAAAUGAGUGAGAAUGGCAGCAAAGCUCGAAUAUUUUGGAACAACAAUUGGACAACAUUCAUUGACGGCUUGCUCCAGCUUCAAGUUUUAAAUCGCGAAUAUGAUGGUGUCUCCGAAGUAGAAGUCAUUAGAAGCAUGAGUAUCGAUAUCAAGGAUCAUCCCAAAAACUUUAUUUAUAUCGACAAGCUGUGUCUUUUAGAAGCUGAUUUUGUUCGACACUAUGACAUGCUGUGUUGUGGCGGAAUAAUGAUAGAAAGUGUUAUGUUCAGAGAUGUACCCUUAAUAACACAAAAUAUUUCAUUAAAAUCUUUUAAAUUUGUCCCCCGACACCGAGGAGAAAGUGAAGUAACUGAAACAUUACAAGUUUAUCAUCAAAUUAUUCUGGAAAAUAUUAACAAAACAUGUUUGAAUGUUGUUAAUAUAGUUAAUGUUUCUGAUCUUGCAUUGUCCAAUAAAAUCGAACAAAUAUUAAGAGGGGGUACUCAUUCUAAAUUAAGAUUUAUAAAUGUCAAUACAGAAACUAUCAAAUCAUGCAGUACCAUUGACGUGUUAAUAGUUAAAAAUUUGGCCAUGGAUGAAACUAUCAUUAGAUUACUCCACGAUACUCUUCCACAAAACACAUUUAUCAUAAACAUUGAAGAUAAUUAUAGUAUCUCCAAAAUGCGACCAUCGAAUCUUUACAAAGUGGUCGCUAGUUCAAACCACAAAGAUAUGAGAUCUCAACUAAUAAGAUGGCGUCCUUUGGUUCCUCAAUCUGGAGUAACAACUAUAACAGUUCGAAAUUCUUCAGAUCUUCCUUUACUAUCAUCUUCGAGAGCUAACCUUCACACAGGUCACACCUUAGUCAUUCUUACCUCAUAUCCGCAAAUUCCUGGGCUCAAAGAUCUUGUGGCGGCAUGGCGGAAGGAUGAAGAUCGUAAUCAAAUUUAUUUGAUAGCCCUGAACCAGGCCGCUGAAAAUCAAGAUCUGAUGCAGUUGCCGGAUUUAGAUUUAGCUUUCAAUAUUCUGAAUAAUGGUGUAUGGGGUGGGGAAUAUUCUCUUCCUUGCAAUGUGAGCUCCGCUUCAACCGGAGUGGUGAAACUGCAAAGCCCGCGUCUAGGAGACAUGAACUUGACGUGGGUGGAACAACCUUCGUUGAAUGGACCUGGUAUUCCCGUCACGGUUCACUACUGCAGUCUCAACCACCGUGACGCGAAACAAGCCUUAGGAGUCUCCAAAGACGAUGUUGACAUAAGAUCUUAUGCGAUGGAGUUUAGCGGAGUCACCGACAGUGGAGAACGAGUGAUGGGACUGGUUCCCUCUGGAGCAGCCAGUUCGCGCGUGCUAGCGAUACCUGAACUCCUGUGGCCGGUGCCUGAACACUGGACCCUUGAGGACGCGGCCACAGUACCCCUGGCUUAUGCGUUGAUAAUCUACAUUUUGUACGUCAAAGGGGCAACAUGCAAUAUAAGGAGGUUGUUCGUUCACUGCGGCGCGGGGGGGCUGGGCCAGGCCGCCAUCAACGUGGCCCUGGCACACGACAUGCACGUGCUGACCACCGUCGGCAGUCUCAAGAAGAAGGAGUUCCUCUUGAAACUGUUCCCCAAGUUGAAUGCUGAAGAUAUUGGAAACUCGAGAGACCACACAUUUGCGGACAUGGUUCGGACGCGCACUAAUGGUAAAAACUGCGAUAUAGCAAUCAAUUCACUCGAAGGUGCUUUGAAAAAUGCAACCCUAAAAACGAGUGGUAUUUAUGGCUACGCCUUCGACUUCUCACAAAUAUCAAACGCUGAAGACUACGCCUUUGGAAUGGACAACUUAACAUUAAAUAGAUCGUAUAUUAUCAUGGAUGCUUCCACACUAUUUGCAAAAAAAAAAGUGGCUGAAAUCGUCCAAACUAUAUUAGCUGACGGUAUAUCCAGAGGGUUUGUGAUCCCUCUGACACGCGUGGUGUUCGGUCCGCAAGAAGCUGCGCGUGCGCUGAAGCUGAUCGUUACAGGAAAUAACUACGGCAGGGUGCUACUUAACAUGCGUGACAUUGAUGUGCAAGCGCAACCUAGGAUUGCGUGCUCACCUGAGCACUGCCACCUCGUGGUAACGGAUGAUUAUAGUUGUGGUGUCCAAUGGAUCAAGAGACUGGUAGACCGUGGGGCCAAAAGCGGUCUAAUAAAGUGGAUAAAUCUUGACGUAAACCGUGGAGUAGAUAUGACGAGUACCAAGGGUGUGCUUGGAUUGUUGAACGAUUGCAUCAAAGCCGGCCCAGUGGAGGGAAUUUACAUGAUCUCUGCAAACGGAAAGAUCAGCCAGAAGACUGUGGACUAUUUGGACGUUAUUUCGAGAAAAUCUUGUCCAGGACUCAAGUAUUUUGCAAUACUUAGCGAUGACAACGCUUUGGGGCAAAAAAAUUGCUCAUCCCGAGCACAUGACAAAUUGCCAGCCAUCAAGCUAAUCUUACCUACGUUCAGCAAGACGAACAGCAUAAGCAACUCUCACAUGGAUGGAAUUGAAAGAGCUAUGCGUUCAAAAGGGACAGUACUUCUAAUAGAUACUCAGGAAGUGGGUGAAUCAUCAAUGCUCGAUCGGAUCGCGUCUAUAGCUGAGAUACAAAUUCCGCCUGAUGUUGAUGGUAAUACAACUCUAGAAGCACUAGGGCUUAAAGACAUGAAAGUGAAAGCAAUACAUAAAUAUAUAAGGGAUACUUAUAGUUUUUACAUCCAUGAAGAAAAGAUCAAAUCACUCUCGAUCGAUCGUCUCAAACAAUAUGAGUCAGAAGUAACAGAAUCAGAGUAUGAAGAAGUGGAAGGCAUGGAGAACUUCUUCUUCAAUGUGGACUCGGACGAACUCCUGGCAACCACCGAGAUGGUGUUCCUGACCACGAUGAGCAACACUUCUGCUAUGAGAGGCGACGAAUUCAACCUAAACGACACGUACUUAUGCAUAGUGCCGGGACUUGAGGGCCAUAAUAAGCGUUUCAUAACGCUGUGCCAGUGGUUGAAACUGCCAGCCCUAGUUCUGCAGCCAGGGCUGGACCACUUGGAGGAGACCAUUCCUGAAGUCGCUAGGAGAUACGCUGAGACGCUGAUGAACAAAAUUGGGCUUAAAUCUUAUUUUUACUUGAUGGGCUACGAAAGUGGUGUCUUGGUAGCGUUGGAAAUUGCAGCUAUUUUGGAACAAAAUGGUAUGACAGGCACGGUAUAUUGUAUCGGUGCAACCCCAAAAGACUUCAAAGCGACACUUGAGAAAAAAUUAAAAAAAUACAAAACAGAAGAUGACUUACAAGACGCAGUAGUACAACACAUGUUUACCAUUAUGGGUGGUGACGUGAAACAUCUUAUAGAUCUAAAUAAAUGUAGUUCUUGGGAUGAAAAGGUCCAAGCUUCUGUGAGAACUUUGGUUGGCCAAGUACCGCAUUCAGCUCAAUACGCUAAAGCCUUAAUCAAAGCGGCAUACUCGCGAAUUCACCAAGUGAGAAAUUACGAGAUAAAACCAUUCUGUCUGCAAUCACAAUUGAUUCUAAUUCGUGCCUUUGAACAGCCAGAUAGUAAUUUAGAAAUGUAUUCUAAGAAACCAGUGAUUGUUUAUGAUCUUAAGGCACCGUUGUCGAAUGCUGCUGCCGACUUGCGUUGUUCUAGUAUCAUUAAUAGGCAUUUGGAUAAACAUCUGCUCGAAGCCUUCAAUGAGAAGAAUAUUUGCGACACGUAUAUAACGAACAGCGAUACCUUUAUGCAACACGAUCAAUCUUAGGGCAAAUGUUGUUAACUGAAUUUGCAAUAUUUGUAAGGUAGGUAUAAUGGAUUCUCUCAUGUUGAUUACCAAUUUGUUAGUGUUUCGGGUGAUUUAUUUAUGAUUCUUUAAGUAAGUUUAAUAUUUAAAUAAAAUUAUGUGAAUUGUU